Phacochoerus africanus (Common warthog) is the source of this 2514-nucleotide messenger RNA. Its product is annotated as protocadherin alpha-2-like. The transcript has a single exon. Gene Ontology annotation, molecular function: calcium ion binding. NCBI's taxonomy places the organism in Eukaryota, Metazoa, Chordata, Mammalia, Artiodactyla, Suidae. Gene Ontology annotation, cellular component: plasma membrane. Gene Ontology annotation, biological process: homophilic cell-cell adhesion. The coding region runs from base 1 to 2514 and encodes 837 amino acids. The record is from RefSeq and is a predicted model, not a curated record.
AUGGUGUCUCCUAAGAGUAGGGACGGGGAGGUCCGGCGUCUGCUACUCUCGCUUCUGCUCCUCGCAGCCUGGGAGGCCGGAAGCAGCCAGAUCCACUACUCGGUCCAGGAAGAAGCCAAACACGGCACCUUCGUGGGCCGCAUCGCCCAGGACCUGGGGCUGGAGCUGGCGGAGCUGGUGCCGCGCCUGUUCCGGAUGGCGUCCAAAGGCGGCGGGGACCUUCUGGAGGUAAACCUGCAGAAUGGCAUUUUGUUUGUGAAUUCUCGGAUCGACCGGGAGGAGCUGUGCGGGCGGAGCCUGGAGUGCAGCAUCCACCUGGAGGUGAUCGUGGAGCGGCCGCUGCAGGUGUUCCACGUGGAGGUGGAGGUGAAGGACAUUAACGACAAUCCGCCAAUAUUUCCAAGGGCAGUAAAGAUUAUCCGGUUUCACGAAUCCAGACUGCUUGACUCUCGGUUUCCACUAGAGGGCGCCUCGGAUGCAGAUAUCGGUGUAAACGCCCUUCUCUCCUACAAGCUCAGCUCCAGUGAGUUUUUCUUUCUAGAUAUACAGACAAAUGAUGAACUAAGCCAGUCUUUGUCUCUUGUACUGAGGAAAUCUCUGGACAGAGAGGAAACUGCCGAGAUUAAUUUGUUACUGGUAGCUACUGAUGGGGGGAAACCUGAGCUCACGGGCACUGUUCAACUGCUUAUUAAGGUAUUAGAUGUGAAUGACAACGAACCUACUUUUGACCAAUCAGUUUACAAAGUACAGCUGUUAGAGAACAUCGCAAACGGAACGUUGGUGAUUAAAUUAAAUUCUUCUGAUGCAGAUGAGGGAUCCAACAGUGAGAUUGUGUAUUCAUUUAGUGGCGAUGUGUCACCCAAUACAAAGACCAAGUUCAAAAUAGAUCCUGGCUCAGGGGAAAUCAGAACCCAGGGACAAUUAGAUUAUGAAGAAAUGAAAUCCUAUGAGAUUCAAGUUAUUGCUUAUGACAAUGGAAAUCCAUCCAUGACUGGCCACUGUAAAAUUUCCGUAAAACUUGUGGACAUCAAUGAUAACACACCAGAAGUCUCAAUCACGUCUCUUUCACUUCCCAUCAGAGAGGAUGCUGAGUUGGGUACCGUCAUUGCCCUCAUGAAGGUGUCUGACCUAGACUCUGGUGUCAAUGGAGAGGUUACCUGCACCCUGACUCAUCAUGUGCCCUUCAAGCUGGUGUCCACCUUCAAGAAUUACUAUUCGCUGGUGCUGGACGGCACCUUGGACCGCGAGAGCGUGGCGAGCUACGAGCUGGUGGUGACCGCGCGGGACGGCGGCUCGCCUUCGCUGUGGGCCACGGCCAGCGUGUCGGUGGAGGUGGGCGACGUGAACGACAACGCGCCGGUGUUCGCGCAGCCCGAGUACACGGUGUUCGUGAAGGAGAACAACGCGCCCGGCUGCCACAUCUUCACGGUGUCGGCGCGCGACGCGGACGCGCAGGAGAACGCGCGGGUGGCCUACUCGCUGGUGGAGCGGCGGGUGGGCGAGCGCGCGCUGUCGAGCUACGUGUCGGUGCACGCGGAGAGCGGCAAGGUGUUCGCGCUGCAGCCGCUGGACCGCGAGGAGCUGGAGCUGCUGCAGGUCGGGGUGAGCGCGCGCGACGCGGGCGCGCCGCCUCUGGGCAGCAACGUGACGCUGCAGGUGUUCGUGCUGGACGAGAACGACAACGCGCCGGCGCUGCUGCCGCCGCCGCCGCCGUCGCCUUGGGCGCCGCCCGGGUGGCCCGGGGGCGCGGGCGGCGGGGCGGGCGUGGUGAGCCAGCGGGUGGCGCGGUGGGUGGGCGCGGGCCAGGUGGUGGCGAAGGUGCGCGCGGUGGACGCGGACUCGGGCUACAACGCGUGGCUGUCGUACGAGCUGCAGGAGGCGGCGUCGGGGGCGGCGUCGGGGGGCGCGCGGAGCGCGUUCCGCGUGGGGCUGUACACGGGCGAGAUCAGCACGACGCGCGCCCUGGACGAGGCGGACGCGGCGCGCCAGCGCCUGCUGGUGCUGGUGAGGGACCACGGCGAGCCGGCGCUGACGGCCACGGCCACCGUGCUGCUGUGGCUGGAGGACGGCGGCCCGGCGCCCAAGGCGUCCUCGCGGCGGGUGGUGGGCCCCGCGGCGGCGGAGGCGGCGCUGGUGGACGUGCACGUGUACCUGGUGGUGGCGAUCUGCGCGGUGUCGAGCCUGCUGGUGCUGACGCUGCUGGUGUACACUGCGCUGCGGUGCUCGGCGCCGCGCGGCGAGGGCGCGUGCGUGCCGGGGCAGGCGCGGCUGGUGUGCUCGAGCGCGGUGGGCAGCUGGUCUUCGUCUCCGCGGCGGCAGCGGCGGCAGCGGCAGCAGCAGGUGUGCUCUGGGGAGGGGCCGCCCAAGGCCGACCUCAUGGCCUUCAGCCCCAGCCUGCCUCAAGGUCCAGGCUCAGCAGAAGAAAGACAACUCUCAGAAGCAGAACAAUUAGGAAAGGUGAGCUUAAAAUUUUUUUUCUAUUCUAAAUAUAUGCUAUCUUCUUUGUCUCAAUGA